AUGGGUCAAGGAUCCCAUGUCCCGAAGUUCGGUGAUUGGGACAGCGACAACAUUCCUUACACUGCAUAUUUUGAAACUGCACGCAUUGAGAAAGGCUCGGUAGUGAAGAAAAUAAAUCCAAAUGAUCCAGAAGAGAAUCCAUAUGCAUUCUUCGGAACAAUGGGCCAUGAAAACGAUACAUAUUAUAAUGCAAAGCCAUUAGCACGAAACAGCUCAGGAAGAAAGGCGGUUGAUGUAGAGAAAUCCUAUGAGGAAUAUCCAGAGAGAGAAGGACAACAAGUUCCCUCAAAGAGUCGAGACCAAAAGAGCAUUCGCUCUGAAUCCAACAACGAGAAAAGCAAUUCUGACUUUUCACUUUUGCAGCAAAAGCAUCGGUCCUCAAGGUCCAUUGAAAAGAGAAGUCAGGGAGAAUUUAGUGGGAUCCCUCCGAUGUCACCACCACCUAAUCAAUUAAGAAGUGGGAUGGGUAUACCAAAUGACACUCGACAUCAUAAAGCAGCAUCAGUGCCAAAGUUUGGUGCUUGGGAUGAAACAGACCCUAAAUCAGGCGAUGGGUUUACAAUCAUCUUUAACAAAGUAAAAGAAGAGAAGCAGAUUUUGGCAAACAACUUUCCGCCUAUUCGUCCACCGCCAACAAAUUACUCCAAAGAAAGUUCAUCAAAGGCACCAAGGGUACAGUUCUUGUAUACUUCACUUCCUCUAUUGGUUAAGUUGAUUUGA
Messenger RNA from Papaver somniferum (opium poppy), 720 nucleotides. RefSeq names its product RPM1-interacting protein 4-like. NCBI's taxonomy places the organism in Eukaryota, Viridiplantae, Streptophyta, Magnoliopsida, Ranunculales, Papaveraceae. Bases 1 to 720 code for a protein of 239 amino acids. The transcript is spliced from 3 exons. The record is from RefSeq and is a predicted model, not a curated record.